Leishmania major strain Friedlin is the source of this 1716-nucleotide messenger RNA. RefSeq lists its product as hypothetical. Lineage: Eukaryota; Euglenozoa; Kinetoplastea; Trypanosomatida; Trypanosomatidae. The transcript has a single exon. The coding region runs from base 1 to 1716 and encodes 571 amino acids. The record is from RefSeq and is a predicted model, not a curated record.
AUGACAUCUGCACGAGAGGCUCACCACUCUGCACCAAACAUCCUUGCGUUUCACCAGAGCCAUCAUGAUUUGAUAAAGGGCACAUUCGCGCCCGACCUGCAUGGCAACCUCCCGCGCCAUCUCCACAGUGAGAUUCUGCAGACAAACCCGGCACCAUUUCGGCUACCUGCUACAGGCGCGCCACGGUCCUCACCGUAUCGCACGCCGCAGUGGACUGAGCUCAGCGAGUGCAUUCGUGAAGUGUCACCACUUCCCUUCCCAGAUGAUGAUGUCCGUCGCGUCGCCGGAUCCCGCGCAGAGCCGCACUCUCGCUCGCCAUCGACGACGACGUCUUUGCCAGGAUAUGCGGUGUUAAGGCGCCUCGCAGAUCUUUCGCAGGCGUCCGAUGUCGACCCGGCAGCCGUCGCAGCCGCUCUUCGAGAGGCUGAGCGGAUGCUGGAGGUUCCCACGGACGCCGGCGCAAACCGUGAAUAUGCACGCCGCAGCGGUGCGCUGAUUGCCGAGAGCACCACAGACGAGGACCGCUUACCUCUGAGUCGUGUGCGAGCGACGUCGUCGGUCGCGUCAUCCGCGUCUGCCGGGCUUCGCGAGAAUGUUCAAUCACGAUGCCCGCGCCACAACCACGAGCACCGGCGUCAUCAGCGCCACCACUGCGAUGGGGGCCGUGCACUUUCACCCGCCGACGUCACUGCAGCCUCCGGAUUAGGGGCAGCGUCUCGCUUCCACAGCUCCUCAUCCUGGGGUUGGCCAGCCCCCGCACCCGUCCUUUCUGGAUCGCCGGCGCCGCCCCGCCCCGCACCCACCGCGACAACUUUGCCAGCGAACAACCACGCCGGCCCCCAUGCAUCUUCCAUCACAGCGGGCGUUCUUGACCCCACCCUGCGUUGGUAUGACGUGUACUACACCUGGAUGCUCUACUACCAGCAGCUGUACGCCGCACAGGUGCUGCAGGAACGGCAGCGGCAGCGCGCAAAGCGAGGGGAGAGAGGGAAGAGAGAGAGUCACCGCAGUCUUCAGGGCAGGCGUGCUGUUUCUCGCGCAGCCAGCUCGGGGCCGGAGGCGUCGAUGGGAAACCAAGAAGAUGACACCCACUGUGCUCACGCGCUACGGCAGCCUCGCGCUGUGGCACGGGUAGAGCGAGGCGGCGUCCCCGAAGGGGGCGUUCGUAGUAUGUCCAAGGCUUCUGUGUCAAUGAGUGCUCAGCCGACUCGUCAUCAUUGUCCCGUUUCUCCUCCAAAGCCAAGCACUCGCAGCUGUGCGUGGCAAACACCACGGGUGUCGGGUGAGAAAAACACGAAAGGUGACGACCGGGCUGCGCGUCUUCGUGCGGAGCUGCGCCGCCUCGAGGAGGAGUACGCGGUAUUGUCCUCUUCGUUGGCCGAUGUCGAAGAUGACGGGGCGCAGCCUCCAACCUGUGCUGAUGGCCGCAUCAGACACUUUGCUGCUGCCUCCGCCGCAGGCGCGACCAUCGCAAGACCGCAGCCAGCGUGGUCACCUGCACCGGCAGAGCCUCGCGCGCAGAGAGGUAAGUGGCUGGGCAGCCGCGACCAUGCCGGUCCAACCUCGCACCGAGGUUCUGCGGCUCCAGCGGAAACGUGGCAGGCUCUUUCGGAGCGUCAGCGCAACGGAACCUUUCACUCGAUGGCGCGCGUCUGCACAAGUCGUGGUCGCUCACAACAGUCGUUCUCACGUCAGCGACCACAGUGGCGACACUGA